ACUACCACCAUCAAGCCUACUCUACGCGACACCAUCGUCGCUCUCUUCGACUCCAUACGAGUUGAUCCUACAUACCCUGAAUACCGCGACUCAGCUGGGAAGUACUUCGCAGGCGGCAGCAAAACAACAUGGACCGAACCCCUCAAGAAGAAGGUCCUCAUUGUAGACAUCGACACCCGUGUCCCAACUGGCUCAAACGAGAUCCUCAACCCCGACACGCUUGAUUGGGAAUCGCUUGACAUGAGUGGCGGCCAGCUCGUCUCCAACGCAGUCAUGAACCACUACUUGUACGCCCAAAUUCACGGCUACGACUACAGACUCUACUCCGCCCGCUCCAUCCCCGACCACUACAACACUUGGAUCAUGCCGCACGUCUUCCAUGAACUAGUCCCCGAAUACGAUUUCGUCGUCGCCAUGGACGCCGACGUCACAGUAUCCCACCUCGAAGUCCCGCUCGAGUGGAUGUUCAACCGCUGGGGCAUCACACGCAACACUUCCAUGGCGCUUCCCUGGGAUACCGAAGAGUUCCGCGACAACAAAUCCAUUAGCACCGACAGCUACGAUCUGCGCGUCCUCAACACCGGCUUCGUUGUCGCUCAGAAUCUGCCUCUUACUAUGGAUAUGCUCUCUGCUUGGAAGGACUGCACAACCGAAUCUCGCUACUCAGGAUGCGGAAAGUGGAAACAAGAAUGGUCCCACGAGCAGCGCGCAUUCAGCGAGUACAUCCGCCACGACCCGGAGUUCAACGUCUCGUCCGAGACCAUCGUUGGGAUAAGUUGCGAUGAUGCGGUCGGCUGGCCGGGGUUCAAGGAGGAUGUGCAUCGCGAUUAUCCGAUUACGGAGUGCAAUGGCAAUUUCUUGCGGCAUCAUACUUUAAUGAAGAGUAAGACGAAGGAGAGUAGUGCUGGAAGUGUCAUGCAGGCGUUGAGUCAAGUUCUGCAGAAGGCGAUGCUGCAGAAUAAGGAGGAGGAGUGGUAUCAGGAGCCGGAAAUGAAGGAGGAG
Messenger RNA from Macroventuria anomochaeta, 1002 nucleotides. RefSeq lists its product as uncharacterized. The annotation marks the transcript as partial. Gene Ontology annotation, biological process: protein N-linked glycosylation. Gene Ontology annotation, molecular function: glycosyltransferase activity. Gene Ontology annotation, cellular component: Golgi membrane. NCBI's taxonomy places the organism in Eukaryota, Fungi, Ascomycota, Dothideomycetes, Pleosporales, Didymellaceae. The record is from RefSeq and is a predicted model, not a curated record. The transcript has a single exon.